Molecule: messenger RNA, 2469 nt
Organism: Cucumis sativus (cucumber)
Lineage: Eukaryota; Viridiplantae; Streptophyta; Magnoliopsida; Cucurbitales; Cucurbitaceae
Product: putative disease resistance protein RGA3
Exons: 1
Coding region: 1-2469 (822 amino acids)
Biological process (GO): defense response to other organism
Molecular function (GO): protein binding; ADP binding
Source: RefSeq, a predicted model, not a curated record
AUGGCUUAUUGCAUCUAUUACCGAGCUGAAAACAUCUUGAGUGAACUGAAAAACCUCCCAAACUACCCAAGAAGAAUUGAGUAUACCAUGUUGAGUCUUAAAUCAAUUCUUAUGGAUGCGGAAGAGAAGCAAGAACAGAGUCGUGGUCUACAGAAUUGGCUAGAGGAGCUUCAAAAUGUAUUUUCCCAAAUUGAAGGCUUCAUAGAUGAACACAAAGAGGAAGCCUACGAGGGUAUUGGUAAACAGGUACUUGCUCCUUUCUCGUGCUCCAGUAAUCAAAUAGCACGUACUUGGAAAAUGGAGAAACUAUUCGACCAUUUGAAUGAAGUUGCGGCAAAAAUGUAUGAAUUUAAUCUUACAGAAAGGCACACUGGUGCCAUAAAAACGGAGACAACAAACUCUUUCCUUACUGCUACUGAAGUUUCAACAAGACUCAUGAAACCAAGCUGGAAAGUACUUUACCCCUUAACUAAUGCUCCGAAGUUUUAUCAGGAUGAGCGGUACCGUAAGAUUCUGAAUGAUUUCAAAAACCCUACUCUAGGGUUCUUCCACAUAGUUGGAGAAGCAGGUAUAGGUAAGAGCACACUUGCCAAAUUCAUUUACAAUGAUCCAGAAGUAGAAGGAAUGUUUCCAUCAAGAUUGUGGGUUUGUGUGAAAGAGGAAUUUGAUACACAGAGAUUGAUGAAAGAGAUACUCAACUUUUCAUAUUCUCCAGCAACUUGUGACAAUUUGACUACAAAAUUGUGCCCCACAGAUCAAUAUCUGAGAGAGAGAACUUUUCUGCUUGUUUUUCAAGACCUUUCAAUCAAGAACCUAGAUAAUUGUUCCCUGUUUACAAGUUUAUUGAUGAUGGGAAAGCCUGGUAGCAAAAUCAUAGUGACCACUCAGAAUGAGGAAAUUGCAAAUGCUAUAGAACUAACAAUGAUUUACAAGGUUGGGCAACAAUCAGAGCAAAAUCGGAGCCAGACAGCCCUAGACACGGUUACUAAAGAGACUGCAAAUGUUAACAACGCCGACCAGUUCGUUCAAGCUAACCCUUUGGGUAAGAUAGAUCAAUCUAUCCCUUCUCAAACAAUAUUCAAAGUUAAGAGGCUGUCAGAAAAAGAUUCCCUUUCUUUAUUCAAAGAUUAUGCUUCUACAUAUGAAGGUAAUGAAAAAGAUAUAAUGAAAACUCUGAAGAAAUGUAAUGGAAUACCAUUGGCAAUAAAGUGUCUGGGGAGCAUGUUAUCUCUAGGUCCUCCAGCAACUAAAUGGAUGGAGGAUAAUGAGCGACAAAAGGGAGAUAAUGAGUCUUCUAGUACAUUUAGUAUACUUAAACUAUGCUACAAUGAGAUGCCCUCACACCUGAAGCGUUGUUUUCUUUAUUGUUCUCAAUUACCAAACGAUAGCAUACUGUCCUCAAAUGAUGUCAUUCAGUUAUGGAUGGCAAAUGGACUUCUCCGUUCACGCCAAGAGAAUUACUUAUCCUUGGAAGACAUAGGUGAGAUUUAUUUCAAAGAACUAUGCUCAAGAUGUUUCCUUCAAGAUGUUGAGGAAUAUGGUCUUGGCUAUUGGUUUAAAAUGCACCCUCUCAUUCGGGAACUUGCACGCCUCGUGCAAAAACGAACUAAGGACUUGAUAAGCAUUAAACCAGUCACCAAUGUCACAUCUAUAGCCUUCCCAGUAAGAGAUGAGGUGCCAUCUAGUUCAUUUCUAGCUGAAAAAUGCAUCUCAAAGUUCCAACACUUAAGAUUAUUGUAUUUAGGCCACACAGAUCUACAGGAAAUUCCAAAUACUAUAGAAACACUGAAUCACCUAACAUACCUCGACUUGCAGGGGAAUAAGAACAUCAAGCGGUUACCAAAUGCAAUCUGUAAUCUACAACAUUUGCAGACCUUGAUUCUUGCAUCUUGUUCUGCACUUGAAGAAUUGCCAAAAGAUAUAUGCAAGUUGAGCAACCUCAGAUACCUGUGGGUAACAUCAAACAAGCUUCGUUUGCACAAAAAUGGAGUAGGAACCAUGACUUCUCUAAGAUUCCUCGCAAUUGGAGGAUGUGACAAACUUCAAGAUCUAUUCGAACGGCCAUCAUGCCUUGUACGCCUUGAAACCCUAAUGAUUUACGAUUGUAACUCUUUGCAAUUGUUGCCAAACGAGAUGGGGUCUCUAAUAUCGUUACAGAAUUUGGUGAUAUGGAGUUGCAAACAACUUACACUGAAGGGCUUAGAGAAAGUCGAUUUCAGCCUCCAAAGAUUCACAAUCAGAGAGCUUCCAGAAGUGAAUAAAUUGCCUGAAUGGCUUCAAAGGUCGACAGAAACCCUAAGAGUCCUGGAAAUCAUCGAUUGUCCCAUCAAAGUGGAGGAAGAGGGAAUCAAAAUGUACAAAGCAGUUGAAAGUAAGAUAAUUCAAGGAGCUGUAGACAUCACUGGGAAUUUGGUACGGCGUAGUCCAAUGGUAACGAAGAAAGUACAGAUGACAGGUAACUUCUAUUAA